UUCUUCAAGCCAAACAGAGCCAGAGCCGCCGUCGCUUCGGGGUUAGAAGGUGUGCGAGUCUGGCGUGUUUGAGCCUGCAACUGGUCAUCGAAUUUGCGGCUCCUUAAAUAAAGCAAGGAACUGGUCAGUUACAUCAACGAUGGGUCUGCACUUCGGCAACCUGUACAAACUGCGAGGGAUCGUCACGUACAAGUUGUCACCGUACGAGCAGCGGGCGUUCGCCGGCUUGUUCAAGCAGGGCAUCCCGAACGUUAUUCGCAGAACGAAGGACCAAGUAUUAUACGUUCUGCCGCCCUUUGUUCUGUCUUACCUUGCCUACGACUGGGCCGAGCGUGAGCACAAGAAGUCGAUGCGCAAGAACCCCGCCGACUUUGCCAACGACAAGUAAACAUGAGCUGAAGCUUUGUGCUUGAGCUAGAAUGAAUAAAUGUAACAUGUUCAGAGUUAUUUAA
This is a messenger RNA of Rhipicephalus microplus (southern cattle tick), 452 nucleotides long. RefSeq names its product Ubiquinol-cytochrome c reductase ubiquinone-binding protein (gene UQCR-Q). The record is from RefSeq and is a predicted model, not a curated record. Gene Ontology annotation, cellular component: respiratory chain complex III. Gene Ontology annotation, biological process: mitochondrial electron transport, ubiquinol to cytochrome c. Lineage: Eukaryota; Metazoa; Arthropoda; Arachnida; Ixodida; Ixodidae.